Messenger RNA from Capronia epimyces CBS 606.96, 291 nucleotides. RefSeq lists its product as uncharacterized. NCBI's taxonomy places the organism in Eukaryota, Fungi, Ascomycota, Eurotiomycetes, Chaetothyriales, Herpotrichiellaceae. The record is from RefSeq and is a predicted model, not a curated record. The transcript has a single exon. The coding region runs from base 1 to 291 and encodes 96 amino acids.
AUGGCUAGUACGCGCAAAGAACUGGCCAUGAGUCACACCAAGUGGAUUGAUUACUGUUGCCAUGUCCUCGAAGUUGAGCAGGAGGCGCCUACAGACGUAUACGCGACUGCCUUCAUCAAAGUCAGAUGUCUGGUUCAGCGCAUUGGCGAGAGGUUCUCAUACGAUGAUCAUAUAUCCGCUCUACAUCUGCACGAUACUGUGGUUCAGAUGUCGGUCAAUGGGUUCAAGAAGGAACUUGCCGAGCUUGAGGCCACUCCUGCUUUCUCAUCUACACAAAACAACUGUGAGUAA